This is a messenger RNA of Talaromyces stipitatus ATCC 10500, 2963 nucleotides long. Its product is annotated as kinesin light chain, putative. Gene Ontology annotation, cellular component: kinesin complex. Gene Ontology annotation, molecular function: ATP hydrolysis activity; protein binding; ADP binding. The record is from RefSeq and is a predicted model, not a curated record. Lineage: Eukaryota; Fungi; Ascomycota; Eurotiomycetes; Eurotiales; Trichocomaceae. The transcript has 3 exons. The coding region runs from base 1 to 2805 and encodes 934 amino acids. Gene Ontology annotation, biological process: nucleoside metabolic process.
AUGCGCCCGAAAACCCGUAAGGAUUUUGCGAUCGCCCUUCCUCUCGAGGCCGACGCCGUUGAAGCCCUUUUCGAUGAACAGUACGACCGGCUCGGAAAAUACUAUGGCAAACAGCCAGGUGGCGCGAAUGCAUAUAUAAAUGGAAGGAUUGGCAAGCAUGAUGUGGUCCUGUGCUACAUACCAGGAAUGGGCAAAGGAAAUGCAGCAGGUGUUGCAGCCAGCCUGAAAGUCAGCUACCCAGGCGUCGAGCUUGCUUUAGUUGUCGGUAUCUGUGGAGGCGCACCACCGCCACCAAAAUAUCAAGAGAUAUUUCUUGGCGAUGUGAUCAUCAGUAAUUUUGUGGUCAAAUAUGAUUUUGGCAGACAAUACCUCGGCGGUCGAAAGAUCUGUGCUCUUCUAAAUGGUCUCCGCGCUGAAAAUGCCCGCCGUGAACUCCAGGAUCAGACCCAACAAUAUCUUCGCAUUCUUCAGCAAAGAGGGGCGAAGUGGUAUCGUCCAAAUGCCGACGAUAUUCUUUUUAAUGCCUCUUACCCACACAAACAUUAUAGUCAUGCUUCUACUGGGUGCUCCUGUUUUGGAAGUGAUUCCCCUGAUAACAUUUGUGAGGCGGCAUUAAGGCAGAGCUGCAAUGAGCUUGAAUGCAACAAAGGUCAAGCAAUCCGAUAUCGAGAGCCCUCAGAAGCUGUCCAGACUUCUCUCUAUAUUGGAACCGUCGCUUCUGCCGACACGGUAAUGAAAUCCGGACAGCACCGUGAUGAAAUCGUCCGAAAGGAGAACGCCAUUGGCUUUGAAAUGGAAGGGGCGGGGGUGUGGGAUCAUGUUUCGUGUAUCAUUAUCAAGGGUGUGUGUGACUAUGCCGACAGUCACAAGAACAAGUUGUGGCAAGCAUAUGCAGCAGCAACUGGAGCCUCAGCGGCAAAGGCUUUCUUGGAUUACUGGCCUGUAGACCACGAAGAUGCGAGUAAAACUCGUCACUUGAUGACCCCCUUUGAGAGAAAUGACUGUUUCGUGGGCCGCCACGACGAAAUCCAGAAAUUAGAGGAUUUAAUAUCUGUGCCUGAUAGAGCAAAAAGGCUUGCUAUUACUGGACUGGGUGGAGUUGGGAAGACACAAGUAGCUCUGGAGUUAGCAUACCGGAUGCGAGACAGAGAGCCUGAAUGCUCAAUCUUUUGGAUCCCUUGCACCAGCUCCGAGGCUGUUGAGCAGGCGUGUAUGACUAUUGCGGAAAUGGUAGGACUCCAGGACGUGAAGCCAGCAGAGAUAAAAGAGCGUAUCAAGACCUACUUCAGCCAAAAUGACGAAAAGUGGCUUCUGAUCUUUGAUAAUGCAGAUGAUAUUGAUAUGUGGGUUAAUGGUAAUAAUGAUACUCUACCAUUAAAGAACUUCCUUCCUGUCAAUAACCACGGCCACGUCAUCUUUACGACCCGCAAUCGAGAGUUAGCGGUGGAUUUAGCAUCCCCUUAUGUGAUACAUGUUCGCGAACUCGACGAAAAGACCGGCAUGGAGUUUCUGGAAAAGUCUCUAGUUCGCACCGACCUGCUUCAUGAUUCUCGUACGACAAUUGCUCUGCUUGAGCAGCUGACGUUUCUUCCAUUAGCUAUCAGCCAGGCUACUGCAUAUAUCAACAAAAAAGAUAUAAUGUUGUCUGAUUACUUGAUACUUUUAGAAGAGCAGGAGGCAGACGUUGUGGAGCUCCUCAGCAAGGAUUUUGGUGAUAAUGGACGCUACAACGAUAUACAGAGUCCGAUAGCCAAGACGUGGCUAAUCUCAUUCAGUCAGGUUCAGAAGCUGGACCAACUCGCCGCUGAAUACCUAUCACUCAUGGCUUGUGUCAAUCCACGCAAUAUACCGCAGGCCUUUCUUCCACAGCCAGGAUCCAAACUGAAGAUGAGAGAUGCUCUUGGGCUUCUCAGCGCCUACUCUUUUAUUACCAUCCAACCUGGGAAUUCCUCUAUUUCCCUUCACCGCUUGGUACAUCUGGCAACUCGAAACUGGAUGAGGAAGGAGGAACAAUUUUCGGUCUAUAUAACCAAAGCAGCUGACCGAUUGAAUGAGAUUUUCCCUCAUAAUGACCAUACCAAUCGACAGCUUUGGAGGGAAUAUUUACCCCACACUCUAUCCUUGUUGAGUGAACGCGAGUUUCGCGAACAACAACAGCAGUAUAUUGACUAUAUCCAGAAGGUGGGGGCCUGCUUGUACAGCGACGGUAGGAAUAAUGAAGCGGAAAAAUUGUUGGCACAGGUCAUGAUGGACCGGAAACAGGUGCUAGGGCCUGAGCAUCCUGUCACUCUGGCCAGCAUGAACAACCUUUCAUUAACAUACCUGAAUCAAGGACGAUGGAAGGAAGCAGAAGCGCUGCAGGUCCAGGUUAUGGAGACCUGGAAACAGGCGCUAGGGCCUGAGCAUCCCUCCACUCUGACCAGCAUGAGCAACCUUUCAGUAACAUACCAGAAUCAAGGACGAUGGAAGGAAGCAGAAGAGCUUGGGGUGCAGGCGACGGAGACCCGGAAACAGGUGCUAGGGCCUGAGCAUCCUGACACUCUGACCAGCAUGUGCAAUCUUGCCUAUACUUGGAAAUCACUCGGAAAUAUCCAGGCCGCCUUUGCUCUAAUGGAAGAAUGCUUUGAGCUCCGGAUCAAAGCCCUGGGCCCUGAUCACCCAGAUACUACAUCCUCAUCCCACAUACUCAGCUCCUGGAAUGCAGCAGACUCCGGCAGUUGGCGCUUUGGACGAAUCUGGCUAAUCUCUGUAGUUGUUAUUCCACUCUUGGCAUUAGCUAUUACUGGGAUUCAGAGACUCUGCUGAGAUACUGUAGUGGGUAUCGUACUGCUAGUGGCUGCAAGAUACAGUAUUAUUCAUAAUGAUUAUCACGUACGUCGGGGGCAGGCACAUAGUAAAUCCUCGAGGAUCAAGCCGCUGAAAUUGGCAACAUCCCCUGUUUUGAAAGGAUUGUAUGUUGUUAG